GCCAACGUUCAAGAUGGCGGACAGACAUGGCCGAGAAGGAAGUUAUUGAUCAUGUUUCUUUUGAAACUGUGGAGUUUCUUAAUUACCAUGGAUGUAAUGAAACCAACUCUGAUAAACAUAGGAGGACGAUGUUACCGAAAAAUGCCGUUUGAGCAGAAAAUCGAGCGUUAUCCUGAACAGGCUUCGAACUCAGGCCAAAGAAAUAACGAAGGUAGGUACAUUAGAUUCAUUCAUACAAAAGAAACAUAGUACAGAAGCGAUGUGACGUUCGAAAGAGGAAUAAAUUUUUUUUAGGUAGAAUUUUUUGCAUUUCUUUGCUUAAUAGCGUACUGUUCUGUAUGUUUGUUGUUGUCAAUGGUGGAUGUUUGUAUUAAAAAAAAAUUUACUUGUAAGUUAGUUUGGAUUUCCUUGUAGGAUGUAAAGCGUAUUGUACGAUCAAUCGUAUUUACAGAUAUCUAUUAUUAUUAUUUUAUUAUUAUUAUGUUUUUAUGAUGAUGAUGAUUAUUAUUACUAUACAUUGAAGUCACUAUCUGUCUUCUCAUUGGCUAAGAGACUAAAAGUGUAGAAAACAGCAUGAAUUGAGGUGGAGAGGCUAAAGAGCUGGACUCACCUCUGUCAGUAAGUCUUGAAAUUUUUCAGAAAAAGUGGGGCCAACUAAAGACCCCCAGCCCAUGGCCAGCCCUCCAACUUCACUGUCCCUGUACACAUAUAUCAUAUUCAAGAGUAGUCUCUAUCUUAACUUAAAAAGUGGGCUAAGUGGUAUGUAGUUAUUCAGCAUGGCAUGUUUUAAGAACAAGAAAUAUGCAUUUGUAAUAGGAUUUACAUAUCACGUAGCGGGCUAACCAAAGAGUAUUCAAUGAACACUAUUCUGAAAUGGUAUUGUACGGUAUAAGCCAACAGAAAUGAGUUAGUUAAGAGAACAUCAUGUACUUGUCACUUGCAGAGGAGGUAACGUUGGAUGAUGAAGCUUGCGACACAUUUGGUUUGGUUGAAAAAACUGAUGAAGGUUAUAAGCUGUCGAUGGAAAUGCCAAGUUCGCUCCAUCGAUUUAUUAUUGGAAGAAGAGGGGAAACAAAGAGGAAGAUAGAGAAAGACACUGGUACACGUAUUUGGAUUCCUAGACAGGGCCAGGAGGGAGAUGUAGGUGAGACCUUUUAUCAGAUUUAUAUUAUACUAAAGUCAAAACCCACAUAAGAGACCACUCAAAAUGCCAAAAUUUGCUGGUUGCUUGUGAGAAAGUUUUUACUACAGUACAGAACUUUGACUACUGGGUAAACAGAGUUUGGCAUUUACACUGUAGUUUAGAUGGUUGCUGAUGGAGUUUGACUGUAUUUAUUUUUGUGCCACAAAUAUAAUGUCCCUACAGACCCAUUUGACAGUUCCUUUGAUUAAACUCAUAGAUUGAUACUGAUUUCCCAUGGUAACAACCGACAAAGAUAAUUUUGUUUUUAAAUGAGUUUUAUUUUUGGUGAUUAACCCAUUCGCCCCUGAACCGCCCAUAACUGCCCGUUCGGAUCCAGGUCCUUUCUACCCUUUGUGACGUCAUCAGUUUUAACGGUCAAGGACAACUUUCUUCGCUAACUUGUGCAGAGUGAAGAGAUCUUUCAAACCAUACCAGAAUGAGCACAAUUCAGUCAAGGACACCGGAGAAAGAAGCAAAAAACCACGUGACAAGGACCUGAAAAUCUCCAUGAAAAUCUUGUUCCAUUACCCACCUACCUUUCCUUUCACCUAAUCCUAAGAUCCUAAAAGCUUUCCCAAAAACUCUUCCCACCAAAAUGAAGCCUACUAAAUGCCCAGCAAGAGAAAAAAAAAUGAGGCCAGAAAAGUGAAAAAAGAAGGGUGGAGAGAAAGCGAAAAGUAAAAGUCAAGACUGCUGUGUCACUUUUAAACCCAAAAACUAUGUCGAAAUUUUGCUUUCUGCACAUGCCCGAACUUCGCAAGCUCAUAUUUUGCAUCUGGAUCAGAAGGCCGCCAAGUGUAUGACCUGUAAACCGGUUUGUGGUAAGUUUUAGCCCUUUAUAGCACGACAGUGACCAGAAAACCACUCGACUAGCUUCAAAACGCGUUUUUCGGCAAAAUCUCCAGGAGCGAAUGGGUUAAUUAAGGUGGCUGAACACAGUUUCGCGGGCGGUCAGCGGUAGCGCAUGUUUUAAAUUAGACAAACAAACAUGGCGGCGAAAAAAGCAAUGGUACACAGAAGACGAUUUCUCAAAAUCUACUCAUUAAAAUUUUGUGAUAUUUGGCAGAAUUUUUACUUUUAUCGUAUUUUAAAUAAUGAGAACUUUAAAAUGGGAGUUGAACAGACGAAUUUUGUGACACAUUUAAUAAUAGCAGUACAAUUAUAUUAUUGAUUAUCUAAAAACCCGUCUGUUAAAAUUUGGUCAAAUAAGUUUCAAAUAGUCAUGAUUAAUUAUAGUAAGCUGUGUGCGAGUUUUUAGGAAAAUCUAAUGAGCGAAUUUUAUGUAAACUGAGUAAAAGUGAAAUUUUAAGGUUGUAUUCAAUCGUUCAUGUUGCCAUGGAAACUACGAAAACGUCAAAUUUUGCCUGUCAGUCAAAAUCUUUCAUCAUUAUAUUUUUCACUUGCCAAGUUUCAGCUUGAGAGCUGCAACCUCUCUCUUGCCAUAAUUUGGCAAAUGACCUGUACUCAGAAACUGCCAAAACUGUGUUCAGCCACCUUAAGUCCCUUUAUCAGACCUGCCAUGUAACUUGACUUCCAAGAAAUUCCACCUUAUUUUCCUAUUAUUUGCAGCCAACCAAAGGCCUGAGUGCUCUUCUUGACUGACAAUGUAUGCAAGCACUAUUUUUGAUCUUUGAAGGGGAGACAAUUCUUUUAAAAUGUCACUUCUCUUGUAUAUUAGGCAGGAUUAGCGCAGUUAAUAGAGCUCUUGACUGCAGAGCCAGAGGUCAUAAGUUUAAUCAAUGAUCUUUCAUCUGACACACUUAAAUAAAGUGUAUUUUUUAAAAGUGCAUAUCAUCUGCUCAGAUGCCAAAUAAGAGGCAAAUAAUGCUAUCUGUUCUACACUUGCCCUUGAUAAAAUGGGGACAUUUUGCCCAACCUUGCGCCAUAAUGUAGGACUCUUGGUUUUGACUUACCUUGUAUCUCAUUUUGCAGUGAUAACAGGAACCCAAAGGAGUGGUGUAGUGGGGGCAAGAAGCCGCAUUGAAGUAAUAACUGAAUCUGCAAGGCAAAAGAUUCCUUUUACACAUUUCUUGUGUUUUCCUUUGUAUGAAAGCAACUUGGAAAAGAAAGUUGCUGAGUUCAAAGUAAGAGUACUCAAGGAUUGUUUUGAGGUAGGUUUUUCACCAAACUCAUGUUUCAUUUUUCUCUUCUAUUCUCAAUAAUAAUGUUUUAAACAUGGCUAUGGGAUUUUAAAACCACAAUAACCACGUAAAGUAAAAAACGAUACCACCAAAUUAUACCUAACUAUAAACACAUAUAGUGAACUCUCUCUAAGACUGACACCUUUAAUUUGGGACCUGCACUAAGUAUCCGUCUUAAAGAGGUGUCAGUCUUGGGUCAAAUAAAGGGAGUCAAGAAAGGCAGGGACCAGCUCUAGGUGUCCAUUUGUCAAGGUGUCUGUCUUAUAGAGGUGUUCAUAAAGAGAAAGUCAACUGUAGUAUUUAUAGGGGUUAUUAACGAUAAUUAUUCCUUGAGCCCGAAUGGGCGCUGAGUCAAUAGCCCAUGGGCUAUUGACUCAGAGGCCAUGAGGGCGAGAGGAAUAAUUGUUUUAGUAAAAUCCAACUAGUUGGUUAAAAAUAUCAAAAAUAAAAAAAAAUUUAGCUAGUUAAAGCUAGACUUUAAUCCUUCUUUGCCUCCAAAAAGCGUGCGCUUUUCACUACUAGUAGGCUAUAACAUAUAGCCUAGUAGUAGCUCAACCAAUCAGAAGCCAGCAUUGAUAAUAGACCACUAGUUGGAUUUUACUAAUAAACAAUAUCCACUGUCACCCACAAAUAACUCACAAUAUGGCAAGUUAAACUAAAAUCCCAACCAGCUGGAGGCAAACCAGAGGACUAUUUGAAAAUUAAAACUGUAAUCAACCCUAGCGGCUGGGUAAAGGGGGACUUGAACUCAGGGUGACUUGCGAGCUAAAAUCUGUCACUGUAAACUACUUGGGCAUCCGUCUCUCAAGCCCUUAAUUUCAGUACUUGUAAUCACUGAGGCAUAAUUAUCCAUGUUAUUAUUUCAGUCCCGAGGAAUAGAUGCAAGUAUAUUCCAACUUCCAAGCAAAAUUCACUUGACCAUUGGUAUGCUGACUUUGUUGAGUGACAAAGAUGUGGUAAGGAAAGGAAUGAUUUGUUCUUGAGGGGUGAUGAUACUUCAAACAGCUAAUAAUCAGAAUAAUUUUCACCCUUCCUUCUUGUUACCGUUUUUCUUAGACAACUUCCACCCUCAGAACCUGAUACUAUCUUGGUGGCAUGCAGUAUAUAAUUUUGAAAUGCGGAUCAUAAGAGAGGCAGCUUUGAACAUUUUUCUCUCGCGGCCACACAGGAGUUUUAGUUAGAACCAGAUCACAAUAAAACUGGCUGACAUUAAUAUGGCUAUUCUUGCUUUAAAUAAUACUAAUGACAACCCUGGCCACCUUGUCACUGGCUUUCUAUUCAAAAAACUUAUAAUCCAUUCAAGUCAUUCAGUGACUCUCUCUUGCAAACAACUGCACCCACUUUUGAUUGAUAUGGAAUUUUAAAACUUCCUCUUAUUUGUUGGCAUCCUAGUAGCUUGUGUGAGUGCAAGUGCUAAAGGAAAGCAACAAAAGUAGGUCUGACAGCUACUGUGUCUGGAACAGUGUAUUGAGCAUAUCCCAUAUUACCUUUAGGGACUGUUGCAUGCGCAUUUUUUCCGACAACUUUUCUUGAAAUAGCUGUGUACAGUUAUACACCCCUUAUAACUUCAUCAGCAAUUAAUGAGUGUCCUUUGGUCCAUAACUUUCAAAACAGCUGCUCCACAGAAGUUUUACCUCCCUUUGUUUUAGGGUAUGGUAAUGAGUUUUAACAAAGGGAAAUGAAAAUUAAACCAUGGAUAAAAUUGAACCACGACAUAUGUAUGUACCUCUUGCCAAUCUGUGUCACUUCAGACACAAGUGAUUAGAUUGCCACAAUGGUAAAGCGUCAAUAAACUGAAAAAUUAUUUCACAAUGUUGACCAACAGUUAUGAUACAGUACUCUUGAGUGUUGGAUAGGUGCCCUUUUUGUUGAAAAAUAAUAUUAAUACACAAAAAAAAACCUUGAGAUAUGACUAAACCUCUUGUAAGCAACGAGCACUCUUACUUUACCUACUUUUGAGUGGUGGUGUACAGUUUUCAGAUGUUCUUACUGUAGCAUUUUUUGGAUGGUAAUGGUGAAAAAGAGUUGAAAGAUCACACAACAAAGUGAAAACCAUCAGGUGAUGUCAACUUUAUAAAAUCCUUCUAAAGGUCUGUGCAAUAUUCAUUUUGAGGGAUUAUUGAAACGUACUUGCACAAAGGUCGCACAUUUACAAACAAAGCUAAAUAUAGCAAUCUUUGUAUUGUAGAAAAAUGCAGCAGACUUAUUGUCAGAAUGUUACCAAGAACUUGUCAGGUAUGUGCUUUUAAAAAACAGAGCUGCGAUGUAAUGUUUUUCAGAAAGGACAUGUUUUGACCGACUUGUCCCUGCAGUUGUAUUUUAGCCGGCCCAACCAGAAAUGUUCAUUCAUGUAUAUGUUUUAGCACUAAGCAAAUCUUCAGCGUCAACUCAACAUGAUAGUCAUUAACUGUCCGGUCCUCGUAGCGUACCACAGGUCAGGCUUGAACUUCCCGGUCCUUGUCCUACCACAUGCCAAAAAAUUUUUUAUUUGACCCAGGCAAAUUUUAGGUGUACCUUGUCCAAUGACCAACUUUUAUUUGCAUUCCUGUUUAAGAGUGUACUUGAAAUGCAUCCAUGUUUUGUUAGAGAAUGUAUGUCUCUGCCUCCUUCCUUAUAAAUUACAAUGACUUCAAGUUCUUCUGUAAAUAUUUGACAUCUUUUUUGAAAGAUCUAAGUUUUUGUCAUAAACAUUAUUGUUCAGUAUGAAUAAUAAUUAUGCUUAUUUAGCAAACUUAUGCCCAUAUGCGAAGUCGAAGUGUCCUUACCAACAGUACCCUUGGCAAAAUAUCGCAAUACUAUUAAACAUUUCUACUGAACAAGCAAAGAGGUGUACACAAGAUAAGAGUGGAUUCGCUGCAUUGGUUGACCGUGUAAUCGUCAGUUCAACUCCGUGGUAACAUGAUAACUGGUCCAGGAUUACACUAUAACAAAUACAACUUAUAGGAACUUAUUAGAGAGAUAAUAUAGUUCGUUGUUCAAUACCUUUAGGGAGUAUUUGCAGGACACUGCUGUUGAAAUAGAACUUAAAGGUGUAGAGUACAUGAAUGAUGAUCCGGCGGAGGUCGACGUUUUGUAUGCAAAAGUUCUCCCCAAAGAUGGCUCGGACAGGUGAUACUUGUAAUCAUAAAAAAUGUUAUCUUGUUGUUAUAUGUUGCACUACAAUUUAUCUCUAGAAUUACCUGGAGAAAUGACUGUGUCAUGCUCUUGGAAGUUUUUUACUACAGCACUCUAGCUGAAUAAGAGGAAAUUCAAAAGAUACCACGACGGCGAAGGCAGCGAAAACGUCACUUUUUAGCCAGAACUAAAAUUGAAGCUUGCACUUACAAUUUUCUCAAACAAAAAAUAAAAUCGAGCAAUGUUAAACGGCGACGGCAACGAGAACUGCAAAAAAAACAAUAGUCUAAUUAGCAACAAAAAACAACUUUGCACGUGCAGCACACUUUUUUGUUAAUUUCUUUGCCGUUGUUUUGCACGACCACAGCGUAAAACUUUCUAGUUACACAUUUUAUGGAAAACAAGUGUCCUAUGUGCUCACCAAAGAUUUGUUGCUUGUGUUCCUGUUCGCUUUUCUUUUUCGCUGCCGCUCAUUUUUACCUUGCUAGCUUCUCCUUGCCAGCCACUAGCAUUUCUCAUUUUCUAACGGCUGGCCGAUACAAAAUUUUCACGUUGUCUUUCCAGCAAAAUUCGUCUCCUUUGUUUUUUUAUCUCUCGCUCUCGCUCUUUCUCUGUUAUCCACGUCAGUCUAGACACUAAAACUUAGUCGAAAAAAGACUGAACUUAAUUGUUGCUUUUUCUCUCUGAAAGUCCGGGUGGCCACGCAAUUUCGCGCCAAAAACCUCGAGUUCCAUUUGGGUUGCCAUACCUGUUGAUUGAAUUAUUUUACAUUGGUAUACCUGCGGUGCGGACGGACGCGGGGCGGGUGGACGUACGGUCACGUGACUACCAAAAUUUCUCGGAUGCAUAGAUAACCAUAAUUAACCAAAUAACAGUAAAACCAAUUAAAACAAAAGCACGAGAAGGCAUCAUUCAUGACGCACAUAAAAAAACAGCCUGGAUGACAGACCUUUCUACAACUUCCGUCAAUUUUUUUCCCUUAUUUGAUUCUUACAUGAUACAAGUGUACUACAAUUCCUUAUAGUAGAUGAUAACGUCGCUUAAAAAGUGAAUUAACGGUCUUUCAAUUUUUAUCACAAUUAUUUUAACUCACUUACUUUGUCAAAUGUAGGCGAACUCUCCUAGAGUUGAAUUCCAAAGUUCCAAGUUCAGAAAGGGAAAGAAAAGUUCCUAGUAACUUGUUUAUGUCCUCCAUAAAACCAGAAUUAAGACGUGUGCUGCACGUGCAAAGUUAUUGUUUUGCCUAUGAGACCUAUUGCUGUUUUGACGUUCAGGUUGCCGUCGCCGUCGUCGCAUCGUAAAGUCCCUAUUGCAGCAAAGUGUGUUGUAAAGCGAUGUUGCGCGUUUUACCAUAACCAACCACGUUCAAACCUGUCUUACAGCAAAUCAGGUUGUUGCAUGUUGCACAAACACUGACCUCUGAUUGGUUAAAGUCAAGCGGGAGUUAUGCCAUACACAGGAUUUACGUCACUUGCUGCAAAGCUAGUCUGCCUUGGACCGGUAAAACGCGAAAUGAGUACAUACUAUGUUACUCUCUACUUUCCGCAGCAACUUUCGCAACUUGCGACAACCUGAUUUGUUGCAAGGCAGGUUUGAUUCCUGGGUCGUAAAACGCGCAACAUCGCUAUUCAUCUCGUUUUGCAGCAAUUUUGCAUAACAAGUUGCACGUUUUCAUUAAAAGUUAAUAGCGAUCUAAGGCCCCGUCCACACCUAAGUUGUGACAAUAUAACAUCGACCCAGGGGAGGUGUUGUGUCCAGCGGUUUUAGUGAAAAACAAGGGUUUGUUGGUGUUGCUCAGUGUCGCGGGCUCACAAAAUCUCCUACAGGUCGAUCUUAUCAUUGUUUUGUAUUUGCCCCACGCUUAUCCCGAUAUUCUUGAAAACGGAGAAAAAAUCUCCGUUUUCAAACAUAUUCGGAUACAAGUGGACACGGCUUAAGUUUGGUAAAGAUAAUUAUAACCGUCUCUAUAUGAUAAAAAUAAAAAAAUCGUUAUUCAAUACUCGUAAAAAAGACCUAUGUACAGUGGUUCACUUAAAAAGAAUUAAAACGAAAUUUGUACCUCAACAUCUGUUAGAAAAAAAAAGAGAAAAGAUCAUAAUGUCUCAGUAUCUCUUGAAAUAUAAUCCACGAAAAUGUUUCUCUUCUAAUUAUUAUUACCAUUGCUUUUAGCAAUCACUACCAAUAUUUAACGUCUUUUCACUAAUUCUUCUUUAAAAUCUGCCACGAUUUCAACAUGAACCAACAACGAUAAGAAUAUUAAAUGGUAGGAAUAAUUGAAUAUGCAAUAUUCAGUAUCUUUUAUAUGUCUUUUAAUUUAGGCUCCAAAGGCUGGCUGAUGCAAUUGUUGAGAGAUUUGUAUCGAAGGGUUUGAUGAAAAAACAGUAUGACCAAGUCAAGCUACACGCAACUGUCAUGAAUUCCAAACUGCGCAACACUGAUGAACAAACCCCAGCUAAGAAAAGCCGAACAGAUGUGCCCCCCAGAUUUGUAAAGAAAUUAUCAUUUGAUGCAAGGAAAAUUAUUUCGGUAAGGCUACAUACCUGGGGGAUCCCCAUAAUGGUCUAUAGAGGGAGGCCCCGCCCAAAAGGGGUACUCUUUUCAGGCUUUUGGUUUUUUGAAAGGGUAGGGAGUAUAUGAAAGGGUAGGAAAAUAUAUCCUUUCGGUCUGUAAAAAGACCCAAGAGGGAUUGUAACUGAUGCAUUUUAUGGCUAUGAUAGAGUUAGACGUGAAAACGUCCUGGUUAUAUGAUAUAUUCAUAUUUUUAAGACAUUACAUUUACAUAUCAGUUAAAAGGAAUUCAAAGUUCUAAGCUGGGUGUGUGAAACGGGGAACCAUUUUUCAAUAGAAGGUUAUACAAAAGGAGUUGCUUUUCUAUUAAAAAUGGUAUAUAAAAGGGUACAGGGUUUGGACCUCAGGGGAGACUCCCUGCUUAAAAAUUGGUUGAUCACUCGAGUCAUAUACUUCAAACGUCAAUGAGAUAAGUCGGUUCGUGCGUCGUCGUCUCUGGACCUGUGCUUUUAUCACUGCACCACUCUUGCUCCUAAAUGAUGAGUUUCAUUUGUUGCAUGUUUUGUCUAUAACUUUCAAUCUAUUUCUUUCAUUGUUUGCAGUUAUUUGAAGACUUCAGCUUUGGUGAAUACCAUCUAGGCACAAUUCAUCUGUCUACAAGAGGACGCUAUGAUGCCGAGGGACAUUAUGAAUGUGCUGCAUAUGUCCCCCUACCUUGACUCAGUUCCCUGCCUGCGAACCUUUACAUGCGAUCUUGGACAUCACUUUUCGUGGAAAUUUCACAACUCCCGAAUGAAUGGUUUAUUUUUGAAAAGAAAACUUCUUGACUUUCAAUGUGUAGACGGUAACCAAUCAAAUCGCUCGAAAAUCGAAACCAGAGUUAUGUCGCCUGAAAUGUAUAGUCAUGUGACUCAUGUUCGAAAUUUUAUCAGCUGUAAUACAGAGAAUAACGUUGAAUAAAGCAGUGCGUGUGAUGCGGGUAUAUCUUGUUCUUUAGGCCAUGUUGAGACAAAACGGUAGCGAUAAAUCAGUAAUAUACAGUAGAAACCGGCGACUAAGAAGCAGCUGGUUUUUAAGAACCUGCUAUGCUUAAAUUUCCUAGUUAGAGCCCCUCUUUACAAGAACCUGUUGAGCCUAAAAUUUGAAACAUGUUCUUAUUUUCUUAUAUCUAUAUUUAAAAAAAUCUGUACAGGAUACUCUUUGGAGACAUAGGUGCCUCGUUUCUUUAACUGCAAUUAUAAUGGUAUACAGGUUUCACCUCUAGUAAAGAAUGAGAUGAAUACCACUAAAUACUCUUAGCUACAAUGUAUUGUUUCUUCAGAAGAUAAAAACCUUUUUAAGAACCAAAAUAGCCUAAAUUUGUGCUAAUUACCAUUUAUGUAAGAAUCUGUUUAGCUUUUCUCCGGAAAAUGCAGCUUUUCUUAGUCGCGGGUUUGUAGCGUAUCUUGAAGAGACGAAAAAAGCUGGAUAAAUUUGUAAUAGGAUGCUGGGAUACUAUUAUUUGUAGGCAGUUAUUUGCAGGUCACGUGCUGUGCUCUCGGCCAAUGAAAAGGAAGAAAAAUUUUUACGGAACGAUGAUAAUACCAUUAAAUUGCCCCAAACCGCCAGGAAGCUGCAAUAAGGUUUGUUACAUUGUGUGGUGGCAAAAUGAAGAAAGAUGGUAAAGGAUACGCUCGGUGAAUCAGCUAAAGAAAAAAGAUUGGGACUGUCGUUGAAUUUUGGGUUUUGUGACCAUAUGAAGUGAAAAGUGAACGCUAAUAAAACAAGCUUUUAGUUGUUAGUACUUCACACAAGCAGAGACAGUUCCACUUAAAUUUUGGUAUAAAAUCAAAACAACAGUUUGGUAAAUUCCAAGCCAUAUUUUUCACCAGUUGAACUACAACGCUGUGAAGUUAAGUUCCACAAAUUGUUAAUUUUUAAAUUCACUCUUGGGUGUGGUGGUAUGAACCAACAAUUUAAAAUCUCAACUCGAUCUGAUGAAGGCCAGUUGGUUCGUCGCUGAUUUGGUUGCUAUAAAGAGGUUUACUUUAUCAUUGCCAGUCAACUUUAAGGUCAGUCUGGUCAAUGUGUCUUAACCUUCAUCCGCUGACACUAAAAAAAUUUGUCGUAUUUUCAAAGCGAUUUCCUACAUACUUUUAUCUUCUUUUCUUUCGGAAGGUCAUCACUGGUUAGAAUUUGAGAAUGAAAGAAGUGUUAUUGCAAAAAUAAAUGUGCAGUAUUAAAAUUAUACGAUUACAUCUCGAUCUACGAUGUAAGAAUCAAAAUAAUCAAUAGAGGCAACGCAAUAUACGCCAUAAAUUAUCUAAUAAAUGAUAAAAAAUCCCCCUUUGAAGUUUUUAUGGUGGUUUCUCACGCCCGGGCAAUUUAAUCUAUGAUCAAAAACCGCGAAGAUGAAAGCCAUCCGUAACACGCUUUUUGAAUUAAUAAUGGUUGCAAUAAUUUACAGCAAUAUUUCCUAGAAAUGAACGAUUCUUUGAUAUCAUGCCAAAAAAUCUUUAAAAUGUAUUCGCAAAAGUAGUUUUGUAAAAAAAAUGAAAAUUUGAAACAAAAUUUAAGAUUGAGGAUUCAAUACGUGACGUCAUACGGCAGAUGGUAUUCAAUCCUCAAAGAGAGAUAACAUUCUCUAUGGGUAUACUUUUAAUCCAAAAUUUACUGAAUAAUACUCAAAGUUUGAAUUUCAAAAACUGGUCAAGAGUGCUCAUUAAACUUUAAGCGCCCAAGUUAUUAUUAGCUCUUUGUCUUAUGGCUUUCAAAGAGUGUACUGAAAUGGAUUUAACUUAAAUUUUCUUUUAUUCUGCCGCAGUCAUUGUCUUCUAGAGAUUGUGCCCGGUUGUUUUUUCAUAGGAAAGAAAAUUUUUUCUUUACAUGCACACCUGUUUUCAUUGAAUAACAGUUAACUUGCAAAAUGCGUGGGGAGAAGUUUUCGCACCUGGGACACCAACAGCGGGAAAGUAAUCUUUUAUAAAUCAGAUGUCGACAACCUAAGCUGCUAGUACUACGAUCAAUACGGAGCAACGGAGGCGGUUUCAGCGAAAAAAAGGGUGAGCGGUAGAAAAAAAAUUCUGAAAGCUCUGUUGCUCGCAAACGAGCGAAAUACUCAGGCACUUAACGCCCGUCAGUUUUCCGUCAGCAAAUUGGUUUUGAGUGUGGAUAUUCACGUUACAAGAUGUCUAAACGUCGUGUUAUUCUUUGGACUGCACCACGAUGUGUUUCAACAGCGUUUGAGAGAUCGAUAAUGACGCUGAAGAAUUCAAAAAUUUUACACGAGCCGUACUCAGCAGCCCAUUAUUUCGGCACAGAGAGACAAAGCUCUAGAUACGAAGCCCAAGAGAUCAACCAGCAGGCAACCUACCGCUCAAUAAGUAAACUGCUUCAGAAAGAGUACGACGGAAGUGAUUUCGUCUUCACCAAAGAAAUGGCUUACUGCCUAGAAAACAAGUUCCACAUCUUCACAGAAGAAGGUUUUAAGGACUUUCAACACACAUUUCUGAUCCGCCAUCCUCUUAAGGCAGUUUACUCAUUGUACAAAGCUUCUACAAACCCGAAGCUUACUGGAUGGGAUUACUUCGAUCCCGCAGAAGCGGGAUUUCGCCAGAUGGGGGAGCUGUGUGAGUUUGUCGAGAGGCACAUUCACAGCAACCCCAUAGUCGUGGACGCAGACGAUUUGUUGGAUUAUCCGACUGAAAUGAUGCAGAGCUACUGUGAAGCUGUUGGAUUAGAGUUUGAAGAGAACAUGACUUCCUGGGAGCCAGGGCCGGUUCCUGAAUGGGAUGUUUGGGCCGGAUGGCAUGAAGAUGCACUGAAGAGUUCUGGGUUCAAAGCUAGAGUCAAGAAGAACAGAAGUCGCCCAUGCGCUGUGUUCGAUGUUGAGGAUCUCCCACCGGAAGUGGCGGCUGUUGUGGAAGAGUGCAUGCCUUACUAUGAAUCGCUGUCAGCGAAAAAACUUUUACCCAAGAACAUUCCAGUUUUUUAA
Molecule: messenger RNA, 12919 nt
Organism: Porites lobata
Lineage: Eukaryota; Metazoa; Cnidaria; Anthozoa; Scleractinia; Poritidae
Source: the annotation of a GenBank genome assembly